CCUUAAAUAUGGAGGGAGUCGGUAUUUUGAUCUAUUCACAAAACACGGAAAUCAAACCCCCCCGGUCUAUAAAGAACUCACACAGCCUCGAUCCAUUCCGUUCCGACUACUGCGCAUCCUCUCCCGAUAUCCCCAGUAUUUCUUCCGCUUGGCCUUCGCGUUUCAUUCGACAUCGCCUUCUCAUUGCGAUCUUCUUCACGGAUUCCAAUUCAUCUUGGAUCCCCGAGAUCGAUAUAAAGCCGGCGUUCUAUUUCGAUUGCGGCUCAUCAAUCGGAAACAAUGGAGUGUUCUGGGAUUAUGGUCUUUGGGCUAGCAUUUGAUCCGAUUUUCUUCUAUUUUUUCGCCUUUUACGGUACUGGUAGAAACCCUAAGACUUGCUCUAUAUUUUGUUCUUCCUUCGUUUUUUUGUAAGGUCUAUCUGAUCCUAGUUUGGAGAGCUGUUGAAAUGUGGAAGAAGCUAGAGCGUGUCUUAUAAGAAGGAAACCUAAUGCUUCCCACUUCGUUUUUGUGCCGUCUUCUCUUUUGGUAGUGUUCAUUGAUUCUUGAUUUGGCAUUCUUAUUCUUCAUUUUCCUUUUGUUCUGUGCCAGUUUAUUAGAUUCAGAUAUUGAAACAAAAGCAUGUCUAGUAAGAAGGAAGAGAAGUCGCAAGCUGCUGCUGAAAGGAUUAAGGCCGCUGCUCUUAGUGCAGCAAAGGGGCUCAGUCGUGCUCAGGCUGAACGAGCAGCUGCGGCUGCUGCUCGAAAUGUUAAUGCUUAUGGGCAGAAGGAAGAAGGGCCUAGCAGAUGGCAGGAGAAAAGGGAAGCAAAGAGGCAGAUGUAUUUGAUGAGUACUGAAAAAGCAGUCAGAUUGGGUGAAAGAAAGGACCUUAAGGGCUCUAUGUCUUGCGCUGGUGGAGGUGCUGCUGCACAGUGCCAGAAAUGUUAUCAGGUGGGGCAUUGGACGUAUGAAUGCAAAAACGAACGAGUUUACAUAUCUCGGCCAUCUCGAACUCAACAACUUAAGAAUCCCAAGUUGAGGAUGAAGAUGGCAGCCUCUUAUGAUCUGGACAACCCGGAUUCUGAUAUGAAGAACGAGAAGAAGAAGACUGAGAAGCAUUCGAAGAAGAAAAGCAAAAGAAAGCAUGGGCGGUCCAGUAGCGAUAGUGAGGCCUCUGCUUUAGAGACUGAAAGUGGGUCAUCAUCAGUUUCUGGAAGCAGUUCAGAUUACAGUUCUUCAUCUGAAUCUGAAUCAGAGAGGAGUCGGAGAAGGAGAAAGAAGCAGAAAAGGGAGAGAAGAAAGAGGAGGUACAGUUCAUCUUCUGAAUCUUCUGAUUCUGACUCCGGUUCUGAAUCAGAAUCUGAUUCCGAUGAUGAACGUAGUCGGAGGAAGAGCCGAAGGCACAGCAGAAGGCGCUAGGAUAACCGUAAUCCAUCUGAUUGAAAUGAAAUUACAAAGCUCCAUAUAUAUGCAACUCUGGUCAUUCUAGAGAUUUUGAGUUCAUUUAGUUUCUUGUUUCUAGUUCAAGAACAAACGUGGGAAUUCUUUUGAUGCUAA
This is a messenger RNA of Cucurbita pepo subsp. pepo (vegetable marrow), 1533 nucleotides long. The record is from RefSeq and is a predicted model, not a curated record. NCBI's taxonomy places the organism in Eukaryota, Viridiplantae, Streptophyta, Magnoliopsida, Cucurbitales, Cucurbitaceae.